This is a messenger RNA of Nematostella vectensis (starlet sea anemone), 932 nucleotides long. Its product is annotated as transmembrane protein 223. The record is from RefSeq and is a predicted model, not a curated record. The transcript has 6 exons. Bases 69 to 722 code for a protein of 217 amino acids. Gene Ontology annotation, cellular component: mitochondrion. Lineage: Eukaryota; Metazoa; Cnidaria; Anthozoa; Actiniaria; Edwardsiidae.
CAAAGGCAUCCCAAUACAUGAGCUACCCAUAAACAACAUGGCGGAUUGAGGAGAUUGUACGUUGUACGAUGGCCUGGGUUUACUUGAACAAAUUCUUUCUGUACAAGGGCUGGUCGUCUGCAGCAGCUCGCUGCAAAACAUGCCAGGUCAUCAGAUGGGCUCACCAGACGUGGAGUACAGUGUCCAGUGAUGCCACUCUUUUCCACCAUGACAGGAGAAAGUUUUUCAGGACUGUUGGGUUAGCGUCAACAAGUCAGUUCUUCUUCUGGGUCUAUCUGGCUCAUUUUCAAUACACGACAAGACCGCAGCUUGAGGCAAUGAAAGAGAAGGGGAAAAUAGACUUUACCCGGCCAAACAGUACAUUAUGGAGAAUUACUAAUUUCAUAGAGAAAAGCCCUGUUUUUCUCCCAGUGGUUGGUGUGUCUGUUGGGGUAUUUUUGUCUUUCACUGGCUGGUUCUACUGUUUGAGAAACAUCAACCGGAUUGCACUGUUGAAAGGCGGCGGAUCUCUUCGACUGGUUACUCAUACUCCUCUUGGAGGCACUCGUGAGAUUGUGACACCUAUACAUCAAGUGUCAAGUUUGGGAUCUAGAAUGGAUAACAAGUCGCAGAUAGCGAUCAAAGUCAAGGGCUACAGGUUUUUCUUCAUUCUGGAUAAGGAAGGAAGUUUUGUACAACCGUCUUUGUUUGACCGAAUAGUUGGCGUAAAGAGGAGUUUGUAAAACAAGAUGUAGAAAAAGGCCAGAUAGGCUUCAGAGAGAAAAACAGUAGUUCAGAUUGAUUUUAGCUAUAGUGAAUGGAGGGAAGGACUUGGUGCGUGAUUGUAAAAAGAGACAGUUUGAAAUUUCUUUAAGCAGUGAAAAUCGUUUAAUUUAAUGUAUUAAGAAACAGAGGCGAGUUAAAAAAAAAUUAAAAACAAAAUGAAAAUUGAA